Molecule: messenger RNA, 3090 nt
Organism: Closterium sp. NIES-65
Lineage: Eukaryota; Viridiplantae; Streptophyta; Zygnematophyceae; Desmidiales; Closteriaceae
Source: the annotation of a GenBank genome assembly
AUGCCUGCUGACAAGGGGAAGAAGGUGGAUGACAAUGAGCCGGUUACUCCGGUUGCGGGAAGUUCGGGACUAUCUCUGGACGAAAAGCUUGCUGCGCUUGCCUUGGCGAAUGAUAAUGGUCUUGAUGACGAGUUCUCGGAUGAUGACUCUGACACCGAGCUGGAGUUUGAAGUCUCCAAGGAUUCCACUGCGACACUCCAAUUCACCUUUUUCUCGCAAGCGCACCAAGAGAGCUCACGGAUCGACCGGGCGCUGGUCUCUCAAUCCUUGCUUCCGCGCCUGGUGAUCGCUGAGCACGUUUCGCCAGAUGAACCAGUCUCCGACCACGGCUUUGCCAUCCGGGUGACUUUCAAGCUUAAGUCACAACUGAAGCUGGGGCCGGGAGUAUGGCGUCUUCAUCCUUCACUGUUGGGCAGACCCGGGGCUAAGAAGAAGAUUGAGGAAGUGGUGCGGAUAGUUGAACAGAACGGAGGGAGCUUCACGUCCCUUAUCUCUCGCCUGAACUCCAGUCUGAGGGCAUACGCUAAAGAGGAGAGCAAGAGAAUACGCGCGACUAUUGCUCACCUUACCUCGGCGGUGGCUUCUCUACGGCAAGAGUUCAUGCGCAACCCGAAAGACUUAAUGCUGAGAGAAAAGCUGAGGAAGCGUGAGCAGCAGCUCAAGGAGUAUUUCGCAGGGCGGAGAGAAAGGAUGAGUAUCAUGGCUGGGUUGGAGCUGGCGUUGUCUGGAGAGGUUCCAUCACCUCACUUGUCGGCGCGGAUUAAGACGCGGAAGUCCAGAACACAAAUUGCGGAGGUUGCUGUUCCCGGGGGGGUGGUAUCGGGGCCGAAGCAGAUACUAAAAGCGGCGUCUGGCUACUUUCGUAGCCUUUUCGGUGAAGAUAAGCGCACUGCGAUCUCUGACUGGGUACCCGCUGCAGGAAAGAAGCUAAUGUAUUCCGACACUGAGAUGCUGCAAGAGGAGUGGACGGAGAAGGAGGUCAGAACAACAUUACAUGAGAUGGCGAGCAACAAAACGCCGGGGAAGGAUGGCUUACCAAAGGAAGUGUUUGAGCUGCACUGGGACAAGCUUGGGAAGCAUGUCAUGGAGCUGGUCCGGGAGUUCAGCCAGUCCUCUUCACUCCCUACCAGUGUUAAGGAUGCGGUGACGAUCCUUCUGCACAAAAAGGGAGCGAAGGAGCAGUUAGAUAACUACCGUCCCAUCACGCUGCUGAACAUCAGCUAUAAGCUACUGGCGCGAGUUCUGGCGAGCAGAAUUAAAAAGGUCCUGCACAGGGUGAUUUCACGGGAGCAGUUUGGCUUUAUCCCGGGAAGGCGCAUCUCGGAUGCGGUGGGUUUGGUCGCUGAUGUCAUCGAUGCAGCCAGAAAUGGGAACGAAGACUGGUACAUGCUGCUCGUCGAUUUUAAAAAAGCGUUCGACUUGGUGUCUCGGAACUUCAUCCUUGAGGUGAUGGAGAAAAUGGGGUUCCCGGCCCGCUAUGUUGGAUGGGUGAGAGGCCUGCACAUGAACACGAGAACGAACUUGUUGAUCAACGGCUGGUUGGGUGACGCGGUGGAAGUAGUCUCGGGGGUCAGGCAAGGCUGCCCCUUGGCAUCUUACCUCUUCCUCUGUGCAGUGGAACCACUGGCGCAGAUGGUCAUGAAGCGGAAGCUGGGUAUCUCCCUCACCAGCUGCGUCGGGCAGAAGCUGUCAUAUGUCGGUUAUGCUGACGAUACAACUCUCCUUCUGCAAGGGAAGCAACAAAUUGGCAGGGCGGAAGAGGAGUUGGAGAAGUUUAAGAAUAUUUCCGGCCUGGAGAUGAACGUGGACAAGUCAGUGGUGAUGCCCUUAGGGGCUAACCUGGGGAAAAAGUCUUGGCGCUCGGAUGGUUUUCGCUGGGCGGAGAAAGAUGAAGCGGAAAGGCUCCUAGGGGUUUGGAUUACGCCGAGCGGAAGCUGCCAGCCGACAUGGGAUAAGGCGCUGCAGAAGAUGGUUGCGAAGAUGUCGUUAUGGCAGCCGCAAUAUCUCCCGAUUAAGGCUCGGACGGCGGUGAUGGACGGCUACAUACUGCCGAUCGCAUGGUCGCAGGCGCAGGUCUAUCCUCCUCCGGCGCAAACCUGGGGGGUCAUUACUAAGAUGACUCACAACUUCAUGUCAGCCAACAAAGCUUCAUCGGAGAACUGUUUCCGUCUCUGGAGCAAGGAACUGCUAUUUACGCCGGUUCUGGAAGGAGGUGUGGGGGCGAUGAACCCAGAAGCGAUGCUUACCUGUCUGACGGCUCGGAGGAUAGCGUUGACGCUCACGGAAACAGAUCAGCUGAAGAGAGCAUUGAUGCGGCAAGCGGCUGACCUACCACGUGGGCUGGAGACUUUCGCGGCACAUGUGAAGCUACUAAAAACAUGGGAGGGGAAAAGCCAGAGGUGGAUGUUGGCAUGCGCGAACUUCAUGCACUCUCCGCUGGCGGAUUCUACUGAACAACGGGAUUUGAAGGAGCUGUUGCUGGAGAGAAUCACUUUUAACAGACACGUCCUCUUGAACGGCUCCACACCGGUGGGAGGACAGAAGGCGGUGAAGCAGCUUCAUAAUAUCAGGUUGGGUGACCUUCUUGGGAGAGAUACGGCAGGGCGAGGAGUGCUGAAAAGCUGUGAAACCCUAACGAGGGAGCUGAGAGGGAAGGAUUCUGCAAACCUCGCGCUCAAAGCUUUUGCUGCAGCACCGGCGUCAUGGAGGAGUCAACUCCUCUCUGACGUGCUUCCGAACGUGGGGUUCGCGGAGGAGUAUGAGCUGGGGAGAGGGGGACCUUCACAGCUCCGGAUGAAGCUGCUAGCGGAAGGGGGGGCAGUUCCACUAAAGACACUCAGGAAGCACUGGAGGCUUGGGGACAGUGGAAAAACUAGACGGGAGAGAUGGGCAAGCCGUUGGGGGGGUAGCAUUGAUUGGAAACGGGCAGUCCAAAUUCGCGAGUCGCUGGUCACCCCCAGCCGGUCGAGGGAUGUCUUGCUACGUAUCCACUGCCUUAAUCUUCAGGUCGGGGAGAGGCUGGAGUUCCUCAGCAGCAAACCGGUUUGCCCUCACUGUGGAGGGUUUGAGACGUUAGAGCACUGCUUUUAG